AUGUAAAUAAAGAGAAGUUCAAUUGAAUAAGGAGGAUUAGAAUAAAUUUUGGAUGGCAACAUGUCUCCAAUUGCUCUUUAAUUGGAUUUAGAGUAGGACACUUAAUCAAUAGUGAGUAAAAAAGAUGCUAAGAAUAAAUUCCAGCCCUUCUAAAAUGAAAGAAACUCAAUUGGGAAAUUAAUCCAAAGAACAAAAAGUAAUGACACUACCUCUAAAUUUCACUUUCUUAAAAGCCAAUAAGUUGUCUUGCUUGCAAAAGGCAAAGAAACUGUGCCUCAUGUUAGUCAUGCCUACUAAUUAAGCACUACUUAUUUACUGGGUCUUAAAAAAAGAGAUAUCACUCCGAUGGACAAAGCAGUCUCCUUGAAACAGCGGCUCAGAAAUUUUAAAAUCAAUCUUCAAGCCGAUUAAGGCUUCAUUAAAUAGUUUAGGGAAUAUAAAAAAUAGUAUAUUCCUAAAACUCAAUUAAGCAGAGCCUUCUUAACUCCGAGGAGAGAACAUUUUUAUAGAGAUGUACAUAUUGAAUUGUUUAAGGUAUGAUAGACUCACACUCCUGGGCCUGGAGUCUACUCAGAUUAAUUGUUAAUCACUGAGCCAGGUCAAUCUAUGGAAUUUAAUAAAAGCCCGUAAAUGAGAAAGUCUCCAUCUCCAAUUUGUUAAAGGGACUUUUAUGAUUUCCAAUUUCUGAAAAGAAAUGACAAUUCACCUGAUUUCUAGAGAACCAUAAGUAGAGAUAAGGCAUAUUAAAGAAGUAUUUUUGCUUAGAUUGAGAUUCAAAAGAAGGAGAACAUGGUAUUUGAAAUAGGUUUAUAGUGAAGAAACUUCAAAAAGAGGAACCUUAUGAUGAAUAAAAAAUUAACAGGGAUAUUGAGUACUUAUUGUAUCAGUAAUAAAAGUAUGGAAAAUUAAGUAUAUUUUAUAUGUAUAUAGAUUAGAUUAUUAGAGAAUACUUGAUAGCAAUAGUGAGAUAAAGAAGUUUGCCUAACCAGAUUCUCUUGAUACUAAUUGGAGUAAAAUGCUGUAAAUCUAAAAUAUUUAAUAUAUAGAGAACGAUAUGGUUUUAAGAGGUUAAAAGGAGGAAAAAUCAAAAAGUAAAGAGUGUAAACAGCUGCAAAUGGGUGA
Paramecium octaurelia is the source of this 1122-nucleotide messenger RNA. NCBI's taxonomy places the organism in Eukaryota, Ciliophora, Oligohymenophorea, Peniculida, Parameciidae. The record is from the annotation of a GenBank genome assembly.